Messenger RNA from Oncorhynchus kisutch (coho salmon), 3047 nucleotides. RefSeq names its product diacylglycerol O-acyltransferase 2-like. Gene Ontology annotation, cellular component: endoplasmic reticulum membrane. The record is from RefSeq and is a predicted model, not a curated record. Gene Ontology annotation, biological process: triglyceride biosynthetic process. The transcript has 8 exons. Bases 270 to 1358 code for a protein of 362 amino acids. Gene Ontology annotation, molecular function: diacylglycerol O-acyltransferase activity. Lineage: Eukaryota; Metazoa; Chordata; Actinopteri; Salmoniformes; Salmonidae.
CCCGCAGGCUGACAUGAGAAAAAUAAUGUUUUCGAGUAGCGCAAUUUGCAUCCUCUUCGGUUCUUCUACAGGAGCGCUUCGGUUUGGACCCAAUACACCUACCACCCUCUCUCACGUACUGACUUUGAACUGGCUCCUCCCAUACGGGUUAAAUGCCGCUCAUUUAUUCAAUUUAAUUCAGUCAUUAUAGAGGAACUGUAGAGUUGAUCAACUUUAUUGUAGUAAAUAUUUCCAAGAAUUGUAAUCUGUUCAUUCCCGGAGCCACAGUUAUGAAGACAAUACUUGCUGCCUACCCCGGUGUCCUAAAAGGCACCGGCUGCAGCAUCCUCUCCGCCCUGCAGGACCUACCCUCCGCUCCUUGGCCUGUACUCCGAUCCAAGAUGGAGAAACACCUUCAGGUCAUCUCAGUUCUGCAGUGGGUAAUCAGCUUCCUCGCCAUGGGUGCCGCCGGCACUGUGCUCUUAAUCUACAUGUUCUGCACAGACCUCUGGGUGAUCGCUGCCAUGUACACUGCCUGGCUUAUCUUCGACUGGAACACCCCCAAACAAGGUGGCAGGAGGUCCUCUUGGGUGAGGAACUGGACCAUGUGGACUUACUUCAGAGACUACUUCCCCAUCAGGCUCAUCAAGACACACAACCUGCUGCCAAGCCGAAACUAUAUCUUUGGCUACCACCCCCAUGGGAUCUUCUCUUUUGGAGCCUUCUGUAACUUCGGAACAGAGGCCACCGGCUUCUCUAAGAAGUUCCCGGGCAUCAAGCCUUCCCUGGCCACCCUGGCUGGAAACUUCCGGAUGCCAGUCUUUAGAGACUAUCUCAUGUCUGGAGGUAUCUGCCCAGUGAACCGUAACUCCAUUGACUACCUCCUCUCUCAGAAUGGAACUGGCAAUGCAGUGGUCAUUGUUGUCGGGGGAGCAGCUGAAUCUUUGAACUGUGCUCCAGGAAAGAAUUCUGUCACCCUGAAUAACCGCAAGGGCUUUGUGAGGUUGGCCCUCCAGCAAGGGUCUGACCUGGUACCAGUCUACUCCUUUGGGGAGAACGAUGUAUACAAACAGGUGAUCUUCGAGGAGAGAACCUGGUGGCGGCUGGCUCAAAAGCGACUGCAGAAGAUUAUUGGUUUUGCACCCUGUCUGUUCCAUGGCUGUGGCUUCUUCUCCUCCGAUUCCUGGGGAAUGGUGCCUUACAACAAACCCAUCACCACCAUCGUGGGUGAACCGAUCACAGUGCCAAAGAUUGAGCAGCCUCCUCGGGAUAUGGUGGAUCUGUACCAUGCCAUGUACAUCAAUUCCCUCACCAGCCUCUUUGACAAGUAUAAGACCCGCUUCGGCCUGAAGGAGAGUGACAUCCUGCACAUCCAUUGAGAAAGGGUCAGCUGUGGCAGCUGUCUGUUCAGCCCUGCCCCUCCAUUCACUUGCCUGGCUCUGAUUGAUUGUCUAUGGAAUUCAAUCUAUAUACAUUAAGCUGUGUGUAUAUAAACCUACCGCGCUCUCAGCAACACUCACGUUGGUCCUCCACUCAGGAUGAAAAUGGCAGGUCUUAGGUCACCUUACUAUUCUCUCUGACCUAGUCACUGUCAAUGGCAAAGUUGACUAACUUCCAUUUAUUGAAUAUUUUAUUGAGUGUAUGACACAUCUAUAGAUGUGUUCCAUGACAGAAAAGAUGAGGGAGUAUAGUUAAGGUAUGAUCCCUUGCUUUAACCUCCCACUAGGUGGCACUAGAAGGUUACACAAGACACACACAAGCACCAUCUUUGUUUCCUCCAUGCAUCCAUGUCAUUUUCACUUAGAAUAGGCCUGUACAACGAAUGUGUUAAGUGCCCCGAAAGGUAAAUAUAGGAUGAUGUUUUGAGACCUUACUUUUUGUUGUUGUUGCUAAAUGCACAAACAAUGCAAUUGUAAGGAUGUUGCCUUAGUGAGAUGUUGAUAGUGUGGUUUAUUGAGCCAAAGAGCUGAUGGGUGUCCCCUCCCCACACAUGCACACUUCAUUGAAACUUGAAAGUGAAGGAAUUCUAUUGAAUGGAUUUAGAUUGUGCAUAUUGGUAAUACAAUCUGAUUGUGUGAUGGAACUAAGUAUUAAUUGUAUUUUGUAAAUAAGAACAUUUUCAAUGAAAAUUAAUAUAUUGAUGCACUUUUUGUAUUUGUGACAACCCUCUGAGGUAUUUCUCUAAAACAUGCCUUUGAAAGAGUCCUAUGUCAAAUUUGCCAAUUUCUAAGAGAAUCACUAUGGUGCUUUUGUCAUUUAACCUUGACCUGUGUUUUAGUUUUGUUGUACAUUUCUCCACAUGAGUGUGUUGACUGGGUUGCAGAGUGUUACCUAGUGCAUUGAGGCCCCAUGUUUUAUUUACCUUUAUUUUACUAGGCAAGUCAGUUAAGAACAAAUUCUUAUUUUCAAUGACAGCCUAGGAACAGUGGGUUAACUGCCUGUUCAGGGGCAGAACGACAGAUUAGUACCUUGUCAGCUCGGGGAUUUGAACUUGCAACCUUUCGGUUACUAGUCCAACGCUCUAACCACUAGGCUACCCUGCCGCCCCAUACUGUAGUGAUGGUGAUGUAAGAACAAUUUCAGGGUGAAGAACAUUUCUUCCUCUACCCAGAGGGCAGAUUACUGAUUAAUGAAAUUAAGAGAUUACAAAGCAUAUGCCUUAUUUAAAAAACAAACUACAACUCAAACUUCUUAGGGGGCUUCCACUCAAUUGAGUAAAAUGGCAAAGGGGUUGCUAUCACAGAUUUGAAUUAGAGUAUAAAAGUCACAAACUCCCCCAGUAAUUACCAAGAAGUGUUUGAGAUAAAUCAUUUUUUCAUAUGGGGCAUAUCAAGUCCAUUAUCCAGCCAAUGAUCCUAGGUGAAGAAAUGUAUGUAUGUUGUAUAUUAUGCAAGAUAAAAAGACUACAAGAUUUCACUUCAUGGCAAAAUAAUUGAGAUUAGUGAUAGUGUGUCAUUCAAAACUUAAUUUCUUCUAGAUUCAUCGUGGACUUUUUGCAAAGAGCAGUGAACAUCCUCUCCUAAUUCAUGUGCAAUAAAUACAGCAAUAAAUAGCAGCCUAUGCAUGUU